AUGUUCGGAUGUGUAAUUCGCCGCUUUCUCUAUUUAAACUUCACGAUUAGCCAUCAGUUGAUCCUUCCGAAUCUGCCUGCUGCUGAAGAUUUCAGUUUUUUGGAUAUUUCCCUUACAAUGAACACAACAACCUAUCCAUGCGAAGCAGCACCAUUCUCGAGCGAUUGGUUCAAUGCCAAACAUAUGAGUCAGCAGCAGCAGCAGCAGGAACAACUCUCUGUUGGUAAGCUUCUGCUCGCCACUUAG
Messenger RNA from Gongylonema pulchrum, 246 nucleotides. Lineage: Eukaryota; Metazoa; Nematoda; Chromadorea; Rhabditida; Gongylonematidae. The record is from the annotation of a GenBank genome assembly.